Scheffersomyces coipomensis is the source of this 963-nucleotide messenger RNA. RefSeq names its product various chains-domain-containing protein. Bases 40 to 963 code for a protein of 307 amino acids. Lineage: Eukaryota; Fungi; Ascomycota; Pichiomycetes; Serinales; Debaryomycetaceae. The transcript has a single exon. The record is from RefSeq and is a predicted model, not a curated record. Gene Ontology annotation, molecular function: NADH dehydrogenase (ubiquinone) activity. Gene Ontology annotation, biological process: electron transport coupled proton transport; ATP synthesis coupled electron transport.
GUAUCUAAUGAUAUUAAAAAAGUAAUUGCUUUAUCUACUAUGUCACAAUUAGCUAUAAUGAUGUUAGCUAUCGGUUCAAACUCAUACGAUUUAGCUAUCUAUCAUUUAUAUUGUCAUGCAUUCUUUAAAGCUUUAUUAUUUAUGUCUGCUGGUUCUAUCAUACAUAGUUUUAUGUCUGAAACUCAAGAUUUACGUAAAUAUGGAGGUCUGUUAAAUUACUUACCAUUUAGUUAUACUACAAUAUUAAUAGCUUCAUUAUCAUUAAUGGCUAUACCAGGAUUAACCGGAUAUUAUUCUAAAGAUAUAAUCAUUGAAUCAUUAUAUGGAACUUAUUCUGUAAGUGGAUAUAUUAUGUAUUAUAUUGCUACAUCAUCAGCAGUACUUACAUCAAUAUAUUCAUUAAGAUUAUUAUAUUUAACUUUCUAUAAUAAUCCACGUAGCAAUAAAUUAACUUAUAAUAAUAUACAUGAAAGUACAUUCAUGGCGAUACCGAUGAGUAUUUUAACUAUUUAUAGUAUCUUCUUAGGUUAUGGUAGAGAUAAUGUAACAUUUCAUUUAGUAAUGGGAUUACCACAUACUAAUAACUUUAUUGAGACUGAAUAUACUUUACCAUUUAUAAUUAAAUUGUUACCAUUAAUAUUAGGACUAACUUUAUCAAUAAGUUUAGUUUAUAUUUAUGAAUUUACUUAUAAAAUUAAUAAAUCACCGGUGUACAAUUACUUCAACCAACGUAUCUAUUUUGAUCAAAUAUUAAAUAAUAUAAUCAUUAGAAAUAUGUUAAAAUUAGGUGGAUUAAUUAAUGUAUAUAUCGAUAAUGGUUUAUUAAGAGUAUUAGGAAGUACUGGUAUUAGUAGAUUAUUAAUUAAUGUUCCGAUUAUAAUAAUUAUUAAUAUUAUAUAUUUAUUCAUAGUUUGUGUCUAUAAAAGAGUCUAUAAUGAAUCUAUUUAUAAACAUGUGUAUUAG